Molecule: messenger RNA, 693 nt
Organism: Nelumbo nucifera (sacred lotus)
Lineage: Eukaryota; Viridiplantae; Streptophyta; Magnoliopsida; Proteales; Nelumbonaceae
Source: RefSeq, a predicted model, not a curated record
AUGGUGUCCACAAAUUCAUCAACGUUUUUGAAUAGAGCGCGGGGCUUAAAGAAGAAGACAUAUGAGUUGUCUACUCUAUGCGGUAUUGAUGCCCCGAUGAUUUCUUACCAGGGUGAAAACCUGGAGAAGCCCCAGAUAUGGCCAGAGGAUCCAUGUGAAAUCACACGUAUUAUAAACCGGUAUAAGGGCCUCAACGAAGGGGACAAUCGCGGCGGGAAACUGAGGAAGGUCGAUUUCUCCGACUUUCUUACUGAUGUCCAGAGUGCCAUAGACGAUCAGAUGGAUGGGUUUUCGUCGGAACAACUAACRGAGAUUUCUGCUGUAUYGGACUCGAAGCUAUCAGUAGUGCGGAAGCGAAAGAAAAGACUUCAUCUGAAGGAAACCGAGUUGAGGACUGAAUUUACMUCUGAAGCACAGCAACAAAACUGCUCUGUUGAUCCAUUGGARCCGUUUGAUCAGAUUCAUCCCAUUCUCGAUCAUCACCAUCAGGUCUUGCCCACACCUACAUCCUUGCCGAUCGAGAACUGCAGCGACCUAUCUCACUCGACGAACUACCUGGCUGGAAUGCCUGAUGAGAACCCCAUGAAGAUGACUGCCAUGACCGAUUCAUGUUCUGCUGGUAUCCCUGCUCGUGAUCCAAUAGAGAUGCUAUUGCUCCAGGAUUUGCAAUUAUACCUAGAGUUAGCUUUCUGA